UGUUAUUAAUACUAGGAAAUCGUACAAAAAGGACAUUUUUGAUGGUAAGAAGGAUAUCUAUCUAAGACCAACAAGGUAUCAUGACUGCAUUCCUUUUUGCUUUAAUGCGAGCGACAUGUUUAUUCGGCGCUCUGAUUGGCCUGUUCCAAUUUGUACCGUUCAUUUAGUUGUUAUUUGGAUAUUUGUAUGGUGGCGGGUAGACGGUAAUAUUUAUCGAAUAAAUCAGUUAGCUGCUAACCCUCGCCUUUCAUUGACGCUGCAUUGGCGACGAGGAUGGUUAUUACGUACCUAAUUAGUUUGGAAGUACGCGUGUGUUUUCGUUAAUUGUGAUCUCAAUAUGCCCAUCGGAAAGUUAGAACCGUUCAGUUUAGGUUCCAAACAAUGGCCUGCCUAUAUACGCCGAGUUAAUCAAUAUAUAUUGCUUAAUGACGUCAAGGACAACUUGAAGGUGCCAAUGCUCAUAACGGUCGUGGGCGAAGCUACAUAUUCACUAAUGUGCGACCUUUGUUCCCCUGACUUCCCGGAGAACAAAAACUACGAAGAGUUAGUGAAGUUAGUGGGCGAUCAUUUAGAACCGCAGCGAUCGGAGAUCGCCGAGCGCCACGUGUUCAGGCUGCGGCGGCAACGUGAUGGGGAACCUCUGACAGAAUAUCUGCAGGCAUUGAAACAUCUGGCAACAACUUGCAAUUUUGGCAAAUGUAGCAAGUGUUCUACACUAGAGGAAAACCUGAGAGACCAGUUUGUCUCGGGCCUCGCAAAUGACGCAAUGCGUUCCAGAAUUUUUGCCGAAAGGAAAAUUGAGUACAAGGAGGCGGUGGAGUUAGCACUAGCUCUGGAGGCUGCAGAGAAGCACGCGGAGGUGAGCGGCAGCACGGUGCCGACUACGACCUCAAGUGCAGGCGGCGGGGCAGGUGAAGACCUGCACUACACACGUAGCGGGCGAGGGCGCGCUCGCGGCAUACGGGGCACGGCCAGCUCGGCUGGCGCGGCGAGCGCGGCCCGUGGAGGGAGCACGGACCGCGCGGCGUGUUCGUCGAACAGCGGCUCAGCGGCGCGAGCCGGCGCAUGCUGGCGGUGCGGGAGGGCGCAUCGCGCAGACAGGUGCCGUUAUGUGAAUUAUAGUUGUGAUGAGUGUAAACAAAAAGGUCAUUUGAGAGUGAUGUGUAGGUCAGUGAAAAAUAGUGGAAAUCGGGCCGACAGUCGGCAAAACUAUCUGAGUGAGGACGAUUCGGACGAGAUAUUUAAAAUCGUGAUGAUGGGAGGUAAGGACAAUAAACCGUAUUAUAUCAAUGUAAGCAUAGAUAACUUUGAAAUCAAGUGUGAAAUCGAUACCGGUAGCCGUAUUUCGGCUAUUGACGAAGAAACAUAUACCCGCCAAUUUUCUCAUAAAAUUAUUAAACCGGAUAAUUUAAUGUUGCGCAGUUAUGCCGGUUCACGCAUCGAAUCACUCGGUUAUAUUGACGUCUCGGUUCGAUUACGGGAUGUAGAAGUUAAGUCCUUGCCUCUUUACAUUAUUAAAAAUGGAGCGUGCCCGUUACUGGGAAGAGAUUGGUUGCGUGCACUGAAUGUCUCGCAAAUUAACCUUUAUAAGAUAACCGACGAUGGAUUCGUGAACCGAUUAUGCGCGGAAUAUCCGGAAGUGUUUACCGAUAAGUUAGGAACUUGUAAGCGAGCCAUUCAGCUUCAGCUUAUCAAUGAUGAGCCUGUGUACGUUCGCGCGAGGCCCGUGCCUUUAGCGUUGCGCGCGCGCGUUGAGCGCGAGUUGGCACGGCUGGAGUCUGACGGCACGAUAUACCGCGUCGAUUAUUCCGACUAUGGUACACCCAUCGUGCCAGUUGUUAAAAAAAAUGGGGAUAUACGGAUAUGUGGGGAUUAUAAGAUUACGAUCAAUCCUAAACUCAAACGGGAUUAUUAUCCCUUGCCUCGAAUUGAUGAGCUGUUUGCUAAAUUAAGUGGCGGAGAAAAAUUCACAAAAGUCGAUCUCACUCACGCUUACGAACAGUGUAUGCUAACAAAAGAGUCCCAACCUUAUACCGCCAUAACUACUCACCUCGGAACAUAUGCCUACCGUCGGACGCCAUACGGUUUAGCUUGUAUUCCCGAAAAGUUUCAGAAACUAAUGGAAGAAACACUACGGGGCAUUCCGGGUUGUGUGGUUUUUCUUGAUGAUAUUUGUAUUACAGGUACUAAUGAUAAGGAUCACCUUAGUAAUUUACGAGCUGUACUCGAAAGGUUGCGCAAAACUGGACUAACUGUUAAAUUAAGUAAGUGUAGUUUUUUACAAGAAAGUGUUAAAUACUUAGGCUACAUCAUUGAUAAAAAGGGGUUACGACCCGACACUAACAAAUUAGAGGCUAUUUCCAACGCACCCAGACCGGAAAACAUAACCCAGCUAAAGAGUUUCUUAGGCAUGUUAAAUUAUUAUGGAAAAUUUAUAAGUAAUUUGAGCACUUUAUUAUACCCAUUACACAAUUUAUUAAAAAAGGAGGUGCGCUGGAAAUGGGAUCAUUGUUGUGAGCAGGCGUUUAUUGAAGCCAAACGAGUUCUCCUGGGCGACCGCGUAUUAGCACAUUACGAGGAGGGGCGGCCACUCGUACUAUCAGUGGACAGUAGUGCGUACGGUUUAGGCGCUGUGCUGGCACACCGCUACUCGGACGGCAGUGAGCGCCCGAUCAGCUGUGUGUCUCGCACGCUAAACGCGGCUGAGCGGAAUUAUAGCCAACUGGAUAAGGAGGCACUCGCAAUUUUGUUUGGUGUAACAAAGCACCAUCAAUACUUGUUCGGUAGAAGUUUUAUAUUACGUACAGAUCAUCAGCCGUUGACGCACAUAUUUGGUGCUAAGACUGGCAUUCCACAGACUGCGGCCAGCCGGCUACAACGUUGGGCGGCGCGCCUGGCCGCAUACGUAUAUACGAUUGAAUUCGUGCGCUCGGCUGAAAAUGGGCCGGCCGAUGCUUUAUCGAGGUUACCGUUACCCCAGGAGGCCCGAUUGGUUGAUUCAGUUAAUUAUAUCAAUUUGAUAGAGGAAUCUUUUCCUAUAAGUUUUAAAGAUAUUGCAAGGGAGACUGAAAAAGAUUCAUUGUUAUGUAAAAUAAAAGGUUAUGUUACUUUUGGUUGGCCGUUUUCAGUGACGGAUGCUGAGAAACCGUAUGUCGCAAGGAAACAGGAUUUAUCUGUAGAAUUAGGGUGUCUCAUUUAUAAAUAUAGGGUUGUUAUACCGAAAUCACUACAAAAACACGUAUUAGCGGAAAUUCAUGAGGGGCAUUUAGGAAUCAAUAAAAUGAAAAAUUUAUCGCGAAAUUAUGUGUAUUGGCCGAGUUUAGAUAAGGACAUAGAGGAGGUAUGCCGUGGGUGCACAGCGUGCUGCGCGGUACGCGACGCGCCGCCGCAUGCGCCGCUGCACCCGUGGGAAUUUCCACUACAUCCUUGGCAGCGCAUACAUGCUGACUUUGCUGAUUGCGGGGGCACGAGAUACUUAAUCAUGGUUGAUGCCUAUUCUAAAUGGAUAGAAGCUAUUGCUAUGCAAAAAACAGACGCGCAGGCGACCAUCUCAGCCAUGAGGGGUGUUUUUGCUCGUUUCGGGUUACCGUCGUUACUUGUCACUGAUAACGGACCACCAUUCUUCUCGCAGGAAUUUAAAAUGUUUUGUAAUAAAAACUGUAUGAAACAUGUGACUACGGCUCCUUAUAGACCGCAGGGAAAUGGGGCAGCAGAAAACGCAGUUAAGACAGUAAAAAAAGCGAUCAAACGUGCCUUGUACGAGGGCGAGGAUGUUACCACGGCCCUAAAUAAAUUUUUAUUUAAAUAUCGUAAUUGCCAACAUGCAACGACGGGCGUGUCACCUGCGGUGGCUUUACAAGGACGUAGGCUGCGCGGACGGCUCGACGCUUUGCGACCAGAUGUUUCGGCCGUAGUGCGCAGUGCACAAGAGCGGCAAGUGGCCGCUGCAGGCGGCAUGCCGCGUGCGCUGGCGCCUACCGACACGGUACUGGCCAGAGAUUAUAGCGCGAGGGGAGGUAAGUGGUUACCAGGCACCAUAGUCGAACAGACGGGACCGGUCUCGUACAAGGUGGACGUUGGACGCGGAGAAAGCUGGCGGAGACAUGUUGAUCAAAUUGUACCUAUACAUAAUAAGAACCGCCACUCGUUAUCUCGAACAAGCAUUGUUUCCGCGAAUAAAGAUAUGUCACCCGAGCGGGAGGUUCCUCCGGUCUGUGAGGAGUCUGAGGACACAUUUGUGGACGCGUCUGACGGCGUUGGUGAGAAGUCACAAACCACCGGUACGGAAGCGGCUUCAGGGCCGGUAACCUCACCACCACCGCCAGGAGCGUCUGCUCGUGCUAUGCGAGCUUAUAAUCGGGCUCGACUUAAUUUGUAAUAUUGUAUAUGUAUCUAUAGGUAAGGCUUAGCUUAAGGGGGAGAGAUGUACCGUUCAUUUAGUUGUUAUUUGGAUAUUUGUAUGGUGGCGGGUAGACGGUAAUAUUUAUCGAAUAAAUCAGUUAGCUGCUAACCCUCGCCUUUCAUUGACGCUGCACAAUUAAUCUACCAAUCAGGUCUAAAUGCAGUAACAUUUCGAUUACGGAAACGUAAAACAAACUCAAACUAGGCCCUCAGAAUAUUUUAGUUUACUAUUAGUAUAGUUGGUCUUAAGCUGGAAUCGAUCUUAUAGCUUUAAAACGUGUCAUUACAUAAUCAAAGUAGACCCUAAUCUUUUAUUUAAAAAGGUAA
This is a messenger RNA of Spodoptera frugiperda (fall armyworm), 4728 nucleotides long. RefSeq lists its product as uncharacterized. The record is from RefSeq and is a predicted model, not a curated record. Lineage: Eukaryota; Metazoa; Arthropoda; Insecta; Lepidoptera; Noctuidae. Bases 338 to 4378 code for a protein of 1346 amino acids. Gene Ontology annotation, molecular function: nucleic acid binding. Gene Ontology annotation, biological process: DNA integration. The transcript has a single exon.